AUGAAGUGGAGAGUGGAGUUUGGAACGUGCUGGAUUAACCAAAGAUUCAACGCAGGUACAUAGCAAAAACAAAUUAAAGACGUUUCUAUAUCGAAAAAAUGCGUCAUAAAAAACAGAAUUCAAUCGUAGAACACAGCGAUAUCAGACAAUUUUUGGAUUGUCCAUUAAUAUUGACGUGGGUACAUUGACUUUCCCAAAGCGCCUACAGAUGUAUACAUGAAUAGAAAGUGAAAUGCAUAAGUCGAAAAUUUUGCGAUUUGCAACGGAACUCUUGAAAAUUACGAUUUUCGAGUAAAUAAAGUUUGAAAAAAAUUUCUUUAAAAAGGCAACUAUAGACAGUUAGACGUUUAAAAGCAAACCGUGACUGCAAUUACAACAGUGUGCUAUUUCGCAAUAUUUUUCUUCCUUAGUAAGUGUAAUCCAGUCAUGACUAAAUAUGAAAUGUUGUAAAUGGCUGUUUAAUUGAGGAGGGCAAGUUCUCAUUGGUUGUAAAGAGAAAGAUUUUUGCCUUUAAUGCAAAUCCAGUCAAUAUUUCGAAGAUUUAAGAAGACAAAGCCAUAUUUUGCGUCAUAAUACCCACAAAUUGGCCAUGUAUGCUUGUGUCUGGUUCGAUUUAGUGCAUCGACUUUUAAUCCUUAGAUACGAGAAAACAACUGAGAAGAUGCUCCAUAUUUGUCACAACCGGCAAAAAACACUCUUACUUUGCAUGUGCCUACACAUUCUUAGAGCUCGUCCCAAUAUUGUUAAAUGUUAGAGAUGAGUACGUGAUGAACUCACUUCACUCAGUGAGCUAUUUUUGAUCCGCUGUGACGCGUGUUUUGAAGAGAGCGGGGGAACGCCGGCUUAUUUAAGGUUGAAGUAGAAGCCCUAGGUAAUUUAUUUUAAUUCAUAAACGAAAUCAUACAGUCAAUUCCUACUUUACGGAGAACCGUUAAUACAUACUGACAACUCGAUUGAUAUUAAAGACAGUUUUCUUUGUCCGUGCGGGGGAAAGCUCUUAAGUCCUGGCUAACGGCCAUCAAACAUUUUCAUCCCACAUUGUUAUGUACAACUUACAGGGGCGUAGCGUUAGAUUUUGAAGUUGUGCGAAGGGGAAGAAAAGUUUGAACGCCGAAUGAGCUCCAGACUAUGGGGGUCUGGUGACAUGCUCCCGCAGAAAAUGUUUAAAUUGAGGGGCUCGGAAAUGCCAUUUUCUUUUUUUAAAGAAAUGAAAACAAAGGAAAAUACAAUAGUUAGUUGUAUACUUUACCCAUCUCUAGGGUUAUCGGUAAGGAGCAAACAGUGACGCCAUCAAGGAUGUUACAAGCAAAGGGCGAGUUAGGCGGCAUAUCAGCUGUCUCUCCUCGUUUCUUUGUCGAAACUUCCUUAGUGGCUAUUUCAGUGUCACCUAAAGACGUCUAGUUUGAUGAUAUGACAAUGUUUUGAUCCGAUAUUAAAGAUGUAUUUGUGAGUUGAUUAACAUAGCUAGGCUGAUGACCAGGUUAUUAGGGAGGGCAACUCUCGGUUUGAAAGGGGUUUAAUAUAUUGGAUUAUAAAAUAACUAAGAAAAACCUAUGGUUUAUUGUGCUGGUAAACUCAUAGAAAACUGAAACAUUUUCCGCUUUAUUAAAGGACCUUUCGGCUCGUGAGUUCGCCGGUAAACCCAUAGAAAGUGUGGCCCCAGUGGGAGGCAUAAAACCGAAAAAGCCUGGGGAUUAUUGUUUCUUGUUUCCUCUUCUGAAGGCGCGGUUACUGGGAAAAUCAAUGAAAAAAGGGAAAUUAACACUUUGUCAACACUGCGAGUCGUGUUCGUUGACAAAAUGGUAAGGUUAUUGGGUACUUUACUUUCGAUUUUGGUACAGGAUCUAUUUCCUUUUUAUAUAGUUCUUUGAAAGAUCUCAGCUAUUUCUAUUUUCGCCUUAGUUUGGAGGAUUUGACAUGUUUGGUGGCGCUAUGCCUCCGAGGACUUUCAACACACAAUUUCGUUGCUAUCCAGUGGUGAUGUUCCCUGGGAAUGAGCGAGAAGACGUAGAGCGCGGUGGUAAAAGUAAGUCUUGGCUGCUACAGAACCUCAAACCAACGUAUCACUUAAUAAGUAUAAUGCAGUCACCAGGCCGGGGUGGCGAAUCGACUGAAAUCCAGCGAUUGAUACCAUAAUUUGUGUUAAUGAUCUUGGACUUGAUCGACAGCUUAGUCUUAACCAAUAAGCUUAAAAUUAGCUAAAGAAGGCACUGCCAUUGUUCAAUAAAGAAUACAGCAAUAGUCUAUAGUAUAUAAACAGACCCCUAAUAUAUAAUAACUCAAAGGCCACAUGAAUCACUGUCAAAGAAUAAUUAAAUACCAAAAUACCAGUCAAUGUUUAGCCCUAGGGUAGGGGGGACGGGCAUACCCAGGAGAAUUUGACAUUUUAACCCAUUUACACUUCAAAUUCAUUAUCCAGGGGGAAAACACUGAGGUCAAAUACCCCUUCCCUGGGGGUAAAGUUUUUUUGAUUUAAGAUGAUAUUAAUAGACCUUUUCACGGCCUUUUCAACUUUUUAUAUGGACCGGUUAGGGAAAAUCCGUCCACACCACUAAAGAUAGCCUGCGCGCAGACGAAAUUAAACUCUGGUUAACUCCGUCUGUGAAACAGCGCCGAAAUCCUUGUUCUGGACUUCCAGCUGUGUACCCAGAUUUGAGUACGCGCCACGAUUGGCCAGUUAAAAAAGGCUUUGUUUUGUUUGUCGUGAUCGCCAAUCAGGUUGAAGGGGAAUUCGAAACGCACUUCCGGUAAUUCGUUGAGUCCGUUGGGGGCCCAGAACAAGGAUCUCUGCACUGCUUCGCAGACGGUACUAAUCAGAGUUUAGUUAUCGUCUGCACGCAGGCUACACUAAAGAGAGCACCUGAAAUUUGAAAGUGAUACGUCUUUAGCGAGUGAAGAUAUAAGCUCCGCAAAGUUGCGAAAAUUUACGGACAUUUGUAUGGUGGUGGGGAAGUUCGUGCCCCCCACCAUACAAAUGUCUGUGAAAUUUCACGACUUUGAGGAGCUGUGUUCUCAUUAGUUUUCAACAAAUCACCUGUCUAAUAGACACCCCACGACAAUUGCUCCAAAAUACUAGGAAAGUAGGGACAACAGAGCAAAAUCAUUCAAUAAGGUAAUUUUUUCUCGCUUGUUUUAGUUAAUAAGAGUUUGCACAUCGCAUCUUGCUCAGUGUUAGCCCAGGCUUUCAGAUAGUGAGGAAGACACGAGAGUAAAAGGCACGCAAAAAGUUAGUGGGGCAGGAAAAAGGCCGCCCCUUCUCUUUCCAGUUUCCUCCCAUUUUAUUUUCAUGUUCGCGCUUUCUCAAUUCAGCGGGCCCGACUAUCUCAGAGCCUGGAAAUUGCUAGCUCAGUGUUCAAACUUGACAAUUUUACUAAUUUUAAGGUGCUCUUUUCAGCGAUGUUGACGGAUUUUCCCAACUUGUCCAUGUCAAAAGAUGAAAAAAAACAUGAAUUGGUCUAUUUACAACAAAUAUUCCUUGUCACUGUACAUACAUUAACGAACUUUAUUUCAUAUAAAAUCUUCUGCAAUGCAAAGGUGGCACUUCCAAUUCCAAGGACAAAAAAAGCAGUUUUGGGAAUCUCUAUAUUUAUUAGACUGACUACAUCAUCUUUUCAAAAGUAACAAGCUUGAUGAAAUGAGGGUUUUGCAAUCGAAACUCAAAUUUGUACAUUUUGCAACACUGGUGAUAUCUCAUAUUAUGGCCUUAUUAAGUGCUAUUUUAUACUAUGUGUAACUGAAUAAUGUGAUCAGGUCUAAAACUAGUGCAGCACUAUCUUCCAUUUUCUCGCCAAAAAUCCCUGCAUAUGACUGGAAAGAAAACAUGCGAAUUCUGGGCCAGGUACAUUCUGGCAAAAAAAUGACAUGUGACUAAUCGUGGUAGUGGUAGUGGUUAGAAAGGACUGGGAUUGUUUAGUUUUGUACAAUCUGUGAAAUUACAUUCUUGGUAGGUGGUCCUUGAAAAUCAAGUGUGGUCCUUGAAAAGUCCUUGAGAGUCCUUAAAAAAUGGUUGCAAUUAUUUUUAUGAACCCUGUUAGAGUUUUCACUGAUUUUUACCGUGCCAAAUUUGCUAAUAUGUCAGAAAAAAAUCUGUGAGUCUGUCCCAGCUGACUCCACUUUGAUUUAUGAUUGGAGACUAGAGCUAAGCUGGGAUGUUCAUUUUUUUAUCCGUACCCCCCUAAGGAUGACUGGAAUCCAAACCCUCAAAUUUUUGUUGGUGCCCUUUAAAAAAGGAAACGGUUCUUUGUCUGCCCUUUCGAAAAAUUUUCAAAAGGGUCAAAAUUUCAUUCCACAGAAGAAUCCAAAUUGCCCUAUUUGGAAACCCAUCAUCUUCAGGGGGCGGGAUAAAAAUUGAACAUUCCACAGGCAGAGGAUUAAGUCUGAGCAAAAAUUGCUCAUUGACCCCUAACAACCCCAGUAGUACAAAUUUGAGUUUUCAAAGGAUUAUCAACCCUCGCAGAAAUCUGAGACUAGUUUGGAAUAAGAAAUACCUCCGAUUCUUCGAAAUUGUCCAGAGUAUCGACAAUAUCUAUGAUUUGGGUUUUCAUUAAUUUUGUCAUCAAAAUGCGGGAUAGUGGGGAAACAGUAAAAUUCCUGAUCAUCUCGGAUUUUCCUAACAUAUGAAAACCAGGCUAGCUUACUAAAGGUCACAUCUGCCUGGUCUUUUUGAUCAUUUUGAAAAUAAAAGUGUCCCCUCAUGAUAUCAGAGGAGCAUCUACUGUGACCCAUUUUUUAGUCAAAAUUUUCUAGAUUUUAAGCCCAUUAUUGAAAUGUUGAAUUUCUUAUGUACAGGCAAUAUGGUCAUGAAACAGCAACAUAAGACUAGAUAAAAUGGCGACAAACAACAUAAGGAUGGGUUAAAUGCUGAUAGGAACAUGACCAACUCCUCAAAAUGUGAAACAACUGUAUUUGAAAUAUAUACUAGGGACAUACAUUUUCCCCAUUUGGGCCUCAUUGCAGAGUGCCCUUACUCUUACACUUUAGUGUGAACUGACUAGUUAUUCUAGGGAAUUGAUAUAACUGGUGAAGUUGGGAGACCCAUUUCUACUUCUCCAAUAAUAUUACCAGAGUACAUGUAUUCUUAGUGUUGAUUAAUUGAGCUGUCUGGCCAGAUAUUAAAUAUUUUAUGCAGCAGAUUUGAACAUACUAGGACCUAUAAUACACUGUAGCUGGAAUACUUUGAAAUCGGUCGAUUGACUUGACCUUUUUGUGUUAUUCCAUAGUUAUAAUGCCUCCUUCAGCCUUGGAUCAAUUAAGUAAGUAAUACUGUAUCAUUUGUUUCUUUAUGUAUGUAGUAUAUACAAUAUCCACCACCAUCUUUUUUUCACUGUUUCUGUAGUACAUGUAACUCGAUCACUGUUGGCCAUUUUGAAUUACUUUUGGGGUGAAUUUAAAAAUUUUUGGUUGAUUUUGGUAUUAAUAGAAUCGCAUUGCCUAAGUAUAUCCUCAUUUUGUUUCAACAAAACAUUGUCUUGCUAAACCUACAAGCACAAGUCUAUGUGGAAUGUUUCUGCUUUGUCAUGGCUAGGAUUGUUUUCAAGUUUUUGUAUAAGUGAUUUGUAGUAGUUAUGCAUUCCUUUUUUUUCAGCAGUCUUUAGCAUUUUUCUUUUCUUUAUUCUUUCCAGCAGUAGCUUUAAACCUUUCUCAGCCUGCCCAAUCCUCUUCUUCCUCUCCUCUGUGCAGUGUGAUGAGCGGCUAGCUUGAGGGGAUGGGGAGAGAGGGAGGCCUUUUGGCCAGGAGUGUGCAGGGACAUGUCAGACAUGGGGGUAAUAUUCUAUCCUGGGGCUAUUAGUGGAAGCCCCAUGGUACCCUAGCACCCCUGGAGGUGGUCUCUCAUGUGAAAGGGUCAGGAAUGCUCCAAUUUUACUUAGUGGUAUAAAGCACAGAAGGUCUCAUCACUGAGUGUGUUCAAGAUGAAAUGCCAUGUUUUAAUCCAUACGGCUACUGGUUAGGGCCAUGUUUGUUCAGAAAUAAAGAGAGUAGAAGGAAAGCUGGGAGCAAAAGUGUAUUCUCUAGGAUACCCCCCUUCAUGUGGGAGUCACCCCUCAGGCCAGGCACCCACCUUCCAUUGAAGCAGCCGGUUAAUGUUAACCUUUCUUUCUUGGAUUUAGUUACAGUCACUUAAGUUUUCUCCUGUACUUUUUAUGCUUAUUUUCUCUCUUUUGUUAUUUUGGCUUGUAGCAAGGUUACACAUUGUUUAUCCAAUGCUGUUCAAACUCAGUAAUUCCAGGUCAGGAAGAAACACUCACUGUGGAGUGCUGGAGUUUGUUGCUGAUGAGGGCAAGAUAUACAUUCCUUACUGGGUAAUAAUAAAAACUUAUUAAUGACUUGAUCCAAGGAAAACAAUUCAUAUUCUUUCCCAUAAUUCUUAUGUGAUGUUUGGAAAUUAAAGUGAGAUUCAAGGGAAAAAGUUAAAUAUACUAGAAUUGUCGUCAAAAUUGUUGGGAAGGGUGAUACUUUCAACCUUGUUUUUUCUUGUUCCUCUCGGCCCUGGCCCAAUGUUGAACCAAACUUGGGUCUUUGUAUGGGUAAUAAUUAUUCUGCUAUAUCGCAAUGUUGAAUACAGGGGCUGAAUACAGGGGCAGAAAAGGUUGUCAAAAUACCCCGGCAACCGGCGCUAUCACCAGCUACUUUAAUGUUUUUGCCGCCUGUAACCUGGGAAACACACAUACCUACCGAUAUGUGUUCCCUUGCCUGGGAAACACAUAUCCCUAGUGAUAUGUGUUCCCUACCUGGGAAACACAUAUCCCUAGUGAUAUGUGUUCCCCCACCUGGGAAACACAUAUCCCUUGUGAUAUGCGUUACCCACCCUGGGAAACACAUAUCCCAAGUGAUAUGUGUUCCCCCACCUGGGAAACACAUAUCCCUAGUGAUAUGUGUUCCCUUACUUGCGAAACACAUAUCCUUACUGAUAUCUGUUCCCUCACCUGGGAACUACAUAUCCUUAGUGAUAUGUGUUCCCCCACCUGGAAAACACAUAUCCCUAGUGAUUUGCAUUCCCCCACCUGGGAAACACAUAUCUCUAGUGAGAUGUAUUCUCCCACCUGGGAAACACAUAUUCCUAGUGAUAUGUGUUCCCCCACUUGGGAAACACAUAUCCCUAGCGAUAUGCAUUCCCCUACCUGGGAAACACAUAUCCCUAGUGAUAUGUGUUCCCCCACCUGGGAAACACAUAUCCCUAGUGAUAUGUGUUCCCCCACCUGGGAAACACAUAUCCCUAGUGAUAUGUGUUCCCCCACCUGGGAAACACAUAUUCCUAGUGAUAUGUGUUCCCCCACCUGGGAAACACAUAUCCCUAGUGAUAUGUGUUCCCCCACCUGGGAAACACAUAUCCCUAGUGAUUUGCAUUCCCCCACCUGGGAAACACAUAUCCCUAGUGAUUUGCAUUCCCCCACCUGGGAAACACAUAUCUCUAGUGAGAUGUAUUCUCCCACCUGGGAAACACAUAUCCCUAGUGAUGUGUGUUCCCCACAUAUCCCUAGUGGUGUUCCCCCAAAACACAUAUCCCUAGUGAUAUGUGUUCCUCCCACAUAUCCUUAGUGGGUUCCCCCACCUGGAAAACACAUAUCCCUAGUGAUAUGCAUUCCCCACCUGGGAAAACACAUAUCCCUAGUGAUAUGUGUUUCCCCACCUGGGAAACACAUAUCCCUAGUGAUAUUGUGUUCCCCACCUGGGAAACACAUAUCCCUAGUGAUAUGUUCCCCACCUGGGAAACACCCUAGUGAUAUGUGUUUCCCCUGGGAAACACAUAUCCCUAGUGAUAUGUGUUCCCCAACCUGGGAAACACAUAUCCCUAGUGACAUAUGUUCCCCUACCUGGGAAACACAUAUCCCUAUUAAGUGAUAUGUGUUUCCCCACCUGGGAAACACAUAUCCCUAGUGAUAUGUGUUCCCCCACCUGGGAAACACAUAUCCCUAGUGACAUGUGUUCCCUACCUGGGAAACACAUAUCCCUAGUGAUAUAUGUUCUCCUACCUGGAAAACACAUAUCCAUAGUGAUAUGUGUUCCCUACCAUAUCCCUAGUGAUGUGUGUUCCCCAACCUGGGAAACACAUAUCCCUAGUGAUAUGUGUUCCCCAACCUGGGAAACAUAUCCCUAGUGACAUGUGUUCCCCUACCUGGAAAAACACAUCCCCUAGUGAUAUGUGUUCCCCCACCUGGGAAACACAUAUCCCUAGUGAUAUGUGUUCCCCCACCUGGGAAACACAUAUCCCUAGUGAUAUGUGUUCCCCCACCUGGGAAACACAUAUCCCUAGUGAUAUGUGUUCCCCCACCUGGGAAACACAUAUCCCUAGUGAUAUGUGUUCCCCCACCUGGGAAACACAUAUCCCUAGUGAUAUGUGUUCCCCCACCUGGGAAACACAUAUCCCUAGUGAUAUGUGUUCCCCCACCUGGGAAACACAUAUCCCUAGUGAUAUGUGUUCCCCCACCUGGGAAACACAUAUCCCUAGUGAUAUGUGUUCCCCCACCUGGGAAACACAUAUCCCUAGUGAUAUGUGUUCCCCCACCUGGGAAACACAUAUCCCUAGUGGGAAACAUAUAUCCCUAGUGACACAUAUCCCUAGCGAUAUGUGUUUCCCCACAUGGGAAACACAUAUCCCUAGUGAUAUGUGUUCCCUCACCUGGGAAACACAAAUCCCUAGUGAUAUGUGUUCUCCCACAUGGGACACACAUAUUCCUCGUAAUAUGUCUUCCCCACAUGGGACACACAUAUCCCUAGCGAUAUGUGUUCCCCCACAUGGGAAACCCAUAUCCCUCGUGAUAUGUGUUCCCCCACCUGGGAAACACAUAUUCCUAGUGAUAUGUGUUCCCCCACAUGGGAAACACAUAUCCCUAGUUAAAUGUGUUCCCCCACCUGGGAAACACAUAUCCCUAGUGAUAUGUUCCCCACCUGGGAAACACAUAUCCCUAGUGAUAUGUGUUCCCCCACCUGGGAAACACAUAUCCCUAGUGAUAUGUGUUCCCCACCUGGGAACACAUAUCCUAGUGAUAUGUGUGUUCCCCACCUGGGAAACACAUAUCCCUAGUUAUAUGUGUUCCCCCACCUGGGAAACACAUAUCCCUAGUGAUAUGUGUUCCCCACCUGGGAAACACAUAUCCCUAGUGAUAUGUGUUCCCCACCUGGGAAACACAUAUCCCUAAUGAUAUGUGUUCCCCACCUGGGAAACACAUAUCCCUAAUGAUAUGUGUUCCCCCACCUGGGAAACACAUAUCCCCAGUGAUUUUUGUUCCCCUACCUGGGAAACACAUAUCCCUAGUGAUAUGUGUUCCCCUACCUGGGAAACACAUAUCCCUAGUGAUAUGUGUUCCCCCACCUGGGAAACACAUAUCCCUAGUGAUAUGUGUUCCCCCACCUGGGAAACACAUAUCCCUAGUGAUAUGUGUUCCCCCACCUGGGAAACACAUAUCCCUAGUGAUAUGUGUUUCCCCACCUGGGAAACACAUAUCCCUAGUGAUAUGAGUUUCCCCUGGGAAACACAUAUCCCUAGUGAUAUGUGUUCCCCCACCUGGGAAACACAUAUCCCUAGUGAUAUGUGUUCCCCCACCUGGGAAACACAUAUCCCUAGUAAUAUGUGUUUCCGCACCUGGGAAACACGUAUCCCUAGUGAUAUGUUUCCCCUUACCUGGGAAACACAUAGCCCUAGUGAUAUGUGUUCCCCCACCUGGGAAACACAUAUCCCUAGUGAUAUGUGUUCCCCCACCUGGGAAACACAUAUCCCUAGUGAUAUGUGUUCCCCCACCUGGGAAACACAUAUCCCUAGUGAUAUGUGUUCCCCCACCUGGGAAACACAUAUCCCUAGUGAUAUGUGUUCCCCCACCUGAGAAACACAUAUCCCUAGUGAUAUGUGUUCCCCCACCUGGGAAACACAUAUCCCUAGUGAUAUGCUCCACCAGGAAACACAUGCUGACGACUUUCUCUUAUUUUCCUGCUACUUAAAAUUGUUUUGACAACCCUGGGAGCAAGGGCGUAUUUAGCAAAAGGGAAAACCAACUUAUUUGAAAGUUAUAAUGAGGUACUGAUAAAUAAUUUAUAAUUUAUUUGUACAACCUUCCCAACUUUUUUUGUUCGGGAUUGUAGUUUCUCAAGGGGCCAGUCAUAAGUGAUUUGUUGUAUAGGUUAUCAUGAAAAUCCUCUGUAACAUAAAUUUAUGAUGGUAAAUCAUGGCGAGGUGUCAAUAUUCUUGGGUAACAGUACACUGUUACCCUCUGACAUCAUAGGUUUUGCAGUGUUGUAGACUGAAAUGUCAGACUAGCAGUGUUGCCCACUCAAAGAUAUUUUGUUGAAACAGUUUUAUUGUUACAUGAAGAUGUGAUGUGAUCUUGAGGUAACCAAUGAUGGCAUCAGCCAAAAAUGCAGGCUAAAUAAUAAUGUUAAGACUUAAUUUAUUUAUUGUGAUAAUGUUGGAGGCUUUAAAGCUCAGUCUUAAUGAUAUUAUAGUUCAUGUGUGGUUCUGGAGGGUUUUAUUAAGAAUUCUAGUGGUAGGAGAAAGGUGUAAUGUUACAGGAGAAUAUUUUAAAAGAGGCUCCACAUCUGAAUAUAAAACAGUCAUAGGCUACUGAACGUUUGCCAGAGAAUUAUGCAUAGUAAACAGAGAAUUCUCCAACCGCUGAUGCCCAAUGAACACCCUGGUUUUGCAGUUUAUUUCAUUCUUUGGUUACUGGUGAUGAGCAUCGCAUGGAAUAGAUAAGCAGACUAUAAUAAUUAUUUUCUGCUAUUAUUAUAGUCAAAUCUCCUGUAAGUGCCCACCCAAAAUGCAAAGACUUAGUGGUCGCUUACAGGUGGUAGUAACUUUCAAGAAUAAAACCACAGGGCAUCUAAUCUGAGAUGUCCAGACACAUCUACUUUAUGAAAGAUGAUUUAUGGCAUGUUAUUUCUAAGUUACAGUGUAGUUCCAUGUUGUUACUAAAGUUCUUCGUAUAAUCUAAGUAGCAUUUUACACACACACACAGAGAUCAGACAGUGCAUGAAGUGCUUGUCAAAAAGAGGUUUAAAACAAUGGAACAUCAUUAAACCGUCAGCCUCAAAUAGUGGCUGCAGUCUGACUGUACUGGUUUGACUGUAUUAUGAGACAAAUUCUACACAACUUAACUGUCAUUUGCGUUUACGUAUUACAGAUGAUGCGCAAUCUGUUGCUUGAAGAAGGUGGCCUUCUUCAGGUGGAGAGUGCUUCAUUACCAGUGGCAUCAUAUGCUAAGUUUCAGCCUCAGUCAGUUGACUUUCUGGAUAUAACAAACCCAAAGGCAGUGUAUCCUUUAAAGUGCAAAUCUUUUCCUCUUUUUCUCUUAGCUGAAGUGAAUGAGUAUUGGAACCUGUCAUGUCAAAAAUGCUUUCCUUUUAACUAAUGAGGGUCUGAUAAAUGUAGCUUGGUGGGCAGCUCAUUCUCUUACAGGGUAAAGUAUGCCAGAACACCCUCUCCCCAUUCCCAUUGUUAGAGGGAGACAGGAGUGUGGUACUUUUAGGUCAGAACUUAAUUUUCUUAAGAAAUUUCAAGUAUUCAAAUCCUCAGCUGGCAGAUGUUAAGUGAUGAGAUUAACAAUAUCAGUUGAAACUUAACAGACAGUGAAACAUGAAAAAAAGUUGGUUUUAUUGUGUUAUGCAUUUUUAUUGCCAGUUCUUUACAUGUAUAACACAAGUUCCUAGCGUGGCAGAAUUAGUGAAAUCACUCUUUUUUACAUGUUUUUGGCUUAUCUUUGUAUACAUUGUAGCAGUUCUGAGUAUUGGUCUCUUUCUUUCAUGUCCUUUUUUGCUUACUUCCCUUAAUAAAUUCAUACUUAGUUUAGAGAAUGCACUCCGGUCUUUUGCCUGUUUAACAAAAGGAGAUGUCAUUGCAAUCAAGUACAAUGAAAAAGUGAGUUAAAAAAGAUGAUAGGAGAUCUCAUCUGUUUGUCUCUUGCCACCUUCAAAUAUCCUUUUUGUUCCUUGAGGCACAUAAGGCAGGGGCACCCAACGACAAUUUUCGGAAAAAUAUCUGUUCGGAAGACGAUUCGAGAUCUAGAAUUUUCGGAACAUUUGUUGUAAAAUUUCUUGCUUGCCUGCCUCUCCUAGGAUUUUCGAACAUCUGAAAAAUGGUAUAAUUACCUAUUUUUAACGGAUUUUUACCCUAAAAAGGUCACCUACAAUUUUCGGGAGCCUUUUUUCUGGCUGAAAUUUUCGAAAAGGCGAGUUUUGAUCCCUAUAAUUUUCGGAUCACUAGACUUUCAGCUAGGAAAUCCGAACAGAUGAAAAGUUUUUAGAGGAUAAAAAUAUGCCUUUGUCUACCGUUUAAAUACUAAAAUACGUUUAACAAUGCUAUGUUUAAGUGGUUUUGAACUAUAUUCUCGUUGGGUGCCCCUGAUAAGGCCUCCUCAGAGUGUUUCCAAUUUUCUUGGGUAGCUGCUGACCGGCCACAGUGUUCCGUUGAUUAAGUAAAUUUCCUCUUCUUCUGGUUUCUGUUAUAACACGGUUUUAUAAGAGAGAGUUAUUAGCCCUUAGCCCUCAGCCCAACCCAAAACCUGGAGGACCAGGGGUCCACACUUAGUCUGGUCUCUACCCUUCAACCUUUUUGGCAUGAGUAGCUCUAUGAAUAUGAAAAUUCACGCAAUCUUCUCCUUAUGGACUAGUCAUGCACAGUCCUUAGAAUUUGAGAGAAAUGUCCAUGAAACUAUUUGGAUUUUUCCGUAUUUUUCUUGUCUGUUUGUUUGUGUGCAGAUCUAUGAGUUGCUUGUUCUGGAGACAAAACCUGGGAAUGCAGUAUCAAUCAUAGAGUGCGAUAUGCAGGUACUAAUCUUGUUUUCAGAGGGUUUUUUUUUGGUGUGGUGCGUUAAGCCUUGUUUGUUCCAGUAGAAAAUUAUUUCAAAUCUUACAGACAACUUUAAGAGGUAAGAUGCGAAGACCUGUAAUGCACUUCAACCUCUGAGUUGGUGGACAAAAUGGUGUUGUGUGCACAAUCAAAUGAAACCCACUGUAGCAGUAAACUUGCAGAUUUUUUUUGUUUUCUUUAUUUGAAAUUCAGUGUUUUCCUUGAAUUUGCUUUUUUCGGUUUUUCGCAGUGAAGAGCUGUUAUAUUUAACGUGUGGUCCAUUUAAUAUGAAAUCCAUAUCAUUAAUCCUGAGAGCGCCAGGUGGCAUACAUAGUGCUGUAAUUUUAUGAAUAUUUGAUGGAUUCCUUUGAAAUUUAGCCCACCUUAUUAUCUUGUAUAGAUCUGCCAUUAAAGUCAUAAAAUUGCGAACUCCCUCAUCUCUGAUAUAUUAAUUGACCAACCCUACCAUUUCAGGCGUUCUUUUGUAAAAAGCAUAGUUUACGAUGUAAGUCACUUGAAGCUGCAAAAUAUUGACACAUAGUUCAGGGGUAAAUUUCAUACCACUGGUAUCAGAUAAGCUCAUUUUUCAACAAAUCAACUGUUUUCAAUUGUUAACUCAAUUUUUUGAUACCACAUGCAAAGAAUGCCGAUAUGAUUUCCACAAGACAUUGAUCAGUAGCACUCAAAUGGUAUGUUAUACAGAGGGUCAGAGUCAUCACUAACUUGUUUGGACAAUUAAACGCUGUUCAGUCUGAGAGGUUUGAGGGUCUGGCCAGUCUGCCCUGUUUUUCCAAGUAAUUAGCUGUCUCAAUUCUCCUUAGGUUGAAUUUGCUCCUCCUGUGGGAUAUGUGGAACCAGAGAGACAAGUGAAAAAGGAAAAAAAGAAAGAAGAAGAGGUAUAUUUCAGAUAAUUGAUCCAUCAAACAUACCAAAAACUACCGCAUAUAAGACCCCCCCUUCCCACUUAUAUACCCAUCUACCAAUAAACAACAAAAUAUACCUCCGAUUAUAAGCUCCCCCGGAUAUAAGUCCCCCCUACCACUAAUAUACCCAUCUACCGAUAAACAACAAAAAAAAAAUAACCUCCCGAUUAAGUUCCCCCACUUAUAUACCCAUCUACUGAUAAACAACAAAAAAAUACCUCCGAUUAUAAGCUCCCCGGAUAUAACCCCCCCCCCCCCCACUUAUAUACCCAUCUACUGAUAAACAACAAAAAAAUACUUCCAGUUAUAAGCUCCCUCGGAUAAUCCCGUCCAAACGCAUUGAAAUAAAUUCGAUUUAUUGUGACGUUUUGAAGUUUGAUUAAAAACCAGUUAAUGCAAAACGUAUUUUGAUCCGCACUCCCAUACCCUGUUUCGAUGCACUCGGAUAUAAGCCCCUCUAUUUAUAAGCCCUCCUAAAACCCUUUACGAAAAUGUAUAAGCUCAAGGCUUAAAAGCGGCUGUUUACGGUGAUCGAUGAUUGAAUUGAAUAGUAAACCAGCCAAUCAGUAAAUCUGUCAGUCAAUUGGUAAUGAACUGAUUAGUUCAUGGAUGAUUACCUUAAUUACAAAAGCUCUUCCAUAGAUAGUUAUAUCUUUUUUCCUUUUGAAUUCUAGCACACUGAUGUACAACAAGGAAUUGUGGAUCGUGGUUUCGAGGUAAUGUACAUUUACUCUCAACAGCCUUUUUCUUUAGUGGUUCCUACGCCAUCUUCAUCAUCAUCAUUAAAUUAUAGAGGAGGUCAAACCGGUACUUCCGUUAUUACAAUAAAUGGAAUGAACUCUAGAAAUGUAGUUGCUCUGUAACAUUUACCUGAAUAUACAGUAUAGGCUCAGAUUAAAACAACUAACUUUCUAAUGCCUCUAAAGCCGAAUAGAAAAGAAAAGUGAAAAUUACUUUCUGUGUUUUCCAAGAAACAGGCUAGCAAAUUAAAACUUAAAUUUGUUAUGUCGUUGACAAAUCUAACACAGAAAUAUUUUUCUCCAUUAUGGCAGGCUUUUACUGGCUCAGGGUUUCGCUUGGAUGGGAAAAAGAAAAAGUCAAAUGUACCCUCAGAUCCAGUCCCUAUGGGGCCUCCUGUCAUCAAACGGUAUGCUUUUGUUAAGCGACUAUUUUUUCUUUCAUUAACUGUUAACUUUUUACUUGGCAAUGCGUUAAAAUGUUUAUACGAAACAUGACGAAAACGGAGGCAGUAAGCACUAUUAAAGAGGUAGCCAUUUUUUAAUUUGAAACUUUUUGGCAAGAAUUAGCUCUAGAAAUCAAUUGUCGUCGAGAUUGGUUUUAGUCCACCGCGCUUUGAAAUCUGGCAAUUGAAAAACAUAGAAGUGAUAACCUGCAUAGUUAUUAGCUGCAGAUCGUACUGCAGAGUUGGCUUGUAGUAAAAUUUUAUAAAAUGCAUACAUUGUAACUGCAGAUCACUGAUUGUUUAUUUCUGUUAUUACUUUUUAAUUUCAUGAUGGCAUAAUAAUUGUUUUUGUUGUCUUUUUUCUUUUUCGUUCCUUUCUUUAGAGGGAUUCCUAACUAUAACUUCGAGAAAGGGAAGAUCACUUUCAAGAGAAACUUGAACAAAUCCAACAAUUCACAGGUGAUAAAGAUAAACCUCUGAAAGACCACGUGUUUUAAAUCAUAGUCUACUUCUUUAGCAAGAAAAUUGUCCCUUCCAAUUUUCCUAGAAAGUCCAAACUUUCAUUUCAAAUCUGAGUGCCGCGCGAAAGUAUUGACGAUUCGCAAGCGAAAUGUUUGUACUGCAGGAGAGGAUUUCGUCUACAAGCUCAUAUACAUCUAAAAAAAUUUAGGAUUAAUAGUCUGGUUAAUGAAUUAUGUCGAGAAAUGAAGUACCAGCCGAGUCUAUUGCCCUUAAGCUACCAGCUGCUGCUUUUCUUUCGUCGACGUGGGCUUAACUCGCUUUGUUUUCCUUUAUUGCAGUUAAUUAACAAAGGAGAAGCAAAUAAACCGGAAUUUGAAGCAUUUAAAGGUUCAGGAAAAACUCUACGACAGAAAAGAAAAAACUAGCGUCGAAAAAUAGAAAUUAUUCAUUUUUUAUAGAGUAUUUAUUUGUACGCAAAGCGGACCUAUUUUUGGACGAAGAAACCUUUCAGUAGUUUUAGUCGAGGCUAAAUAGAAUGGUACACGUGCUUGCGGGGAAAAUUUCAGCCGAUAUCUUUGGUGUGCAGACAACUAUCGUAUGGACAAUGUCUUCUCCAGUACAUUCGAUUCGAGGAUGAUAGGAACUAUUCCCAUCUUAGACUGCAAACCAGUUGGAAUCGUUUUAGCGUAGCGUUAGUCUUACACGCUCGAGUGAGUCACGCGUUUUCCCCCAGUCUCGCUUUCCUUUUUCAGCCUCACUCCAGACCUCUUGUUUGACUGUUCGCACGCACUUGAAUGCGCAAAAAUAUUUCCAAUUUGGCAAGUAAAUUCAUGCUUGAACACUCUUUAAAAAAAGUUUAGUCAAAAAAGUUGCAAACUUUGGAUCUCUUUCAAGAUUGUUUGUUCUGCAACCUUUCCCAUGAUGGAAUCACGUGAAAAAAUGGAGAGAACUCGAAUGCAAUUCGUAGCCUGUUUCUCAGAGGCUGUUUACAUGGAGGGAGUGAAGAUCCUAGCACCAUGAAGAUCCUAGAAGGAGCAACAACUUUUCGUUGGGCUUACAUGCAUAAAUUUCGGUCCGUGUGGUUAACAGUAGAGAAGGAAUUAAAGAUCAUUAAAGAUUACCCACUGAACGACCGCCGAUAUUUUUGUUCAGUUUGUCCCAAGGCUAGGAUCUUCCUAGCGAAGGCAGAUAACAUGGUGCUUGGAUCUUCCUAGUACUAGGACCCCUCAACCUCUCAGCUAAGAGAAUGAUGUCCUGCGAGGACGCAAUGACUCUUUGCUUAGAGUAGCACAGUUGCUCUUCCAGA
Messenger RNA from Porites lobata, 16649 nucleotides. Lineage: Eukaryota; Metazoa; Cnidaria; Anthozoa; Scleractinia; Poritidae. The record is from the annotation of a GenBank genome assembly.